AAAAGCGGAAAAACACCCCUCUCGUGUCAGUGCGCUCGUCCAUCCGGGAAGUCAUAUGAUGUUGACAAGAUGGCGGCCGUAUCGGUCAGAGCUGUCGGCAAGCUACUGUUUUUCUUCACUUUCUUCUCAACAGUAAAGGCAAUAGAUUCCCCAACAGAUGAAGAGAUUUUUCAGUAUCAGCAGCAGAGAUCAUCAGUAGAGAAUCACAUAGUCUCCACCAGCAGACAUCAUCACCACCGCACCGCAGACGCCCCUAGACUAGUGAUGGACACAGCCAUCCUUAAGGUUAACACUAGUCUGGACUACCCUGUACAGAUAUGGGCUGUGUCUGCCGAGUGUUACAAGUGCAAUAUGACCUUCAUGAUGGAGGUAGAUCCCAGCAUUCCGACUGACCCAUUCCUGGUACAGACAGCCUUCAUGACACACAUUUCAAUCGUUAAAGACAACCACGACGGCACAAAUGACUCCAUCUGCAGAUUUGACAAGUUGUUUGGAGAACAUGGUGAGUACCAGAUGCACAUCAACCCCAACGGACCCAGCGAAGAAAACAAAUUCGACUGUCCAGUAUACGCAGAUAAAGACCCUGUGGACAGCAACAUUCCCAUCUUGGUUGCCUUCUGCAUUUAUGUGGGACUUUUUCUGGUCUUCUUGGCUGUCAGACAGUUGUACUACACCAUCGGCAGGUCCCAGUAUGCUUGGUUUAUUGGAUAUUUUCCUUUUAGAGAAACAGACAGAUUGGUGAAUUCGGACCUAGGAUCCCCCAGCCCGUCCUCCACGGGUACAGAAGACAGGAGACAGGCAGGGCCAGACUCCACUGCACAGGCUGCUCCACAGGGACUGCGCAGACUCAGGUCACUAGACACAUUCAGGGGGCUUUCCUUAGCUGUGAUGGUGUUUGUGAACUAUGGAGGAGGGGGAUACUGGUUCUUCAAACAUGCCAGAUGGAAUGGCCUCACAGUAGCAGACUUGGUCUUUCCCUGGUUUGUGUUUAUAAUGGGGACGUCUAUCGCCCUGUCGUUCCGGAGACUGCUGAAGAAAGGCGUGUCCAGACUGAGUCUGCUGUGGAAGGUCGUACAGAGGACAGUCAUCCUGUUUCUACUGGGGCUCUUCAUCAUCAACACAAAGAGAGGACAUAACUCGUGGUCAACCCUGCGUAUCCCGGGAGUGUUACAGAGACUUGCCCUGACAUACUUCAUCGUCGCCCUGCUGGAGGUGGUGGGAGCUACUGCAGAGGACAGGAACUGGUCUUGGAAGCCCCAAGGCUACCUGUCCCUGUACCUAUUACAGACCUCGAGAAUCGCACCUGUGAGGGACAUUGUAAACUACUGGCACCAGUGGCUGGUUAUGGUCGUCAUGGUGACAGUACACCUGGUGCUGACGUUUUGGCUGCAAGUCCCCAACUGUCCUCCUGGUUAUCUGGGCCCAGGUGGUCUGUCUGACCUGGCCCACUACAACUGUACCGGAGGGGCCACAGGGUACAUCGACAGGACAGUCUUUACUGAUGACCACAUAUACGAUCACCCAACACCAAUCACUGUUUACAAGACAGAAGUACCCUUUGACCCGGAAGGACUUCUUGGCACACUGACGUCUGCUCUACUCUGCUUCCUGGGGCUUCAGGCAGGAAAGAUCCUCUUGACGUACACACAGAAUGGACAGAGGGUGGGCAGAUGGCUAGGAUGGGCUGCAGCCACGGGAGCCAUUGGUGCUCUACUGUGUGAUGGCAGGCAGAACGAAGGAUGGAUUCCACUUAACAAGAACCUUUGGUCGGUAUCAUUUGUACUGGUCCUGUCCUGUUUCGCCUUUGUGCUGCUGUCUGCGUGUUACAUCAUCAUCGAUGUCAAACAGUGGUGGACAGGCGCUCCGUUUUACCAAGUCGGUAUGAACUCCAUCCUGGUGUACAUCGGACAUGAACUGUGUGCAGACAAGUUGCCCUUCCAGUGGGCAGCCUCCCCCACACACUCGGCUCAGCUGGCCACAGACCUGGUCGGCACAACGUUAUGGGUCCUCAUCGCAGUCUGGCUGCACUACAAGAAAUUCUACCUCAAGAUUUAGCCAAUCAGUCUUCUCAAUGUUACUGUACAGGAUUUUUUUUUACUUCUUAAUUUGUUGGUUGUCAGAUUUUUUCAGAAGGAAAUGAAGUGACAGGGCAAAAAAAAAAUUAA
Messenger RNA from Branchiostoma belcheri (Belcher's lancelet), 2165 nucleotides. RefSeq names its product heparan-alpha-glucosaminide N-acetyltransferase-like. NCBI's taxonomy places the organism in Eukaryota, Metazoa, Chordata, Leptocardii, Amphioxiformes, Branchiostomatidae. The record is from RefSeq and is a predicted model, not a curated record. Bases 70 to 2055 code for a protein of 661 amino acids. The transcript has 19 exons.